GGUUGCACAGCAUUUUGAAGUUCAAGAUAAAUUAUUAGAAGUUCUAAAAUGUCACUAAGAACUGAAAGUGAUAAGAAAACUUUAUCUAAUUCUGAUAAAGCCGAACAAUUAAGUGCAGUUGUAAGUGUCGUACGUGCUCUUAUAGCAUCUAAGAAGCCACCCUACAAACUACGUGAUAUUUUAAAAGAAUAUCCACAAGUUGAAGGAGGUCCUUUACCAUUUAUAGCUUUGGGUUAUAAAGCCCCUGAAGAUCUUUUAAAGGACACUAAUGAAUUUGUUAUUACUCGAAUUGACAAUGAAUUAUGCUUAGCUUCUAAAGGCGGUGGAAAGUGCCAACAUAUAUCAGAUUUUGUUAUUAAUCAGAAAGUAAGUAAAUCAAAACGUUUAGUUGCAGCAUCGCCUAUAGAAAAUCAGCGUAAACCUCGAGAAAGUGCUAAAAACUGGAAUAAAAGCAAAAGCUCAUACUCUUCCAAUUUAUUUCAAAGAUUUACCACACCCCAAAAUAAGUUAUUCCAACCUUAUAGGAAAAAUAAAGAAGGAGACCGUAACAACAACUGGAGGACUGGUCAGAAAGUCCAGUUACAUUCAGGUCCCUCACCUAAUUUAAGUGGACAAUUUAAAGGAUCCACAAAACCAUUAGCUGUUAAAAAAGUAAGUAAGGAUGAAAAAAACGCAAUUUUCUCAAAGAGGCUAGAAAGUGAUAAAAUGGAUGACAUGUACAAGAGCGCAAAAUAUGGAUUACAAAAGCCUAAAACCGUCGACAAUUCACAGUCACCAGAUAUGCGUGAUAAAUUGAUUUCAAACCGUUACCAACAGGUUGAUGCAGCAUAUCCGCGAGCGAUUUUAGGUCAACAAAAACAAGGAAACGGUUUUAAAAUGGGAGUACAGGGAAGUAACAGAGUAGUAACACAAUCUCAGAAUAACAUGGAUCGUCAGCAAAACGAUAAUAAGCAGGUUCUACGUUUUGGGUCUGAUCGUGAGGCUCAACAGCAAUUGUAUAUGAAAACUGAAAUAACCUUUCAGGAAUUAAGAAAGUUACAGCACAAACAAAACCAAAAUGUUCAACAAGCACCUCAACAUCGGCAAAAUGGAUGUGGAAAUUUUUUUACUUCUUCAAUACAAAAUAGAUUAAAAAUAAGUGCUCCACAAAACACCGUUCAAACAACAAUUGAUACGCAUAAUGUUCAGAAUAAACCCAAUAAUCUAAAACAUUCGUUACCUUCACCCGAAAAUAGUGGUCAAUCUAUUGCAGCUAUAAAAAGAGCUGCACUGAGAGUAUUAAAUGAAAAAAAUCCUUUGGAAUCUUUGUUUGAAUAUUGUGCUCUAUGUAACUACGAAAGUCCUCAAUACAGUGUAUCAAAAUCAAAAUUUGAAAAAAACUAUCAAUGCCGAGUUACAAUCAAUGGUUUUAUAUACUUCACUUAUCCAACUGACUAUCCAACGGAAAUGUUAGCUAAAAUUGGCUGUGCAAUCAAGGCUAUUGAACAAAUUAAAGCCGCAGAGUAUCGCCGUCCAAUGCGACCAUGUACAAUAACUGACUAUGAGUUUAUUGAACGUUUGCACGCAGACUUAUCCUUACAUCCCCAUGGUAUGUUUUCGAAUAAAAUAUCUGAAUUUUAUGAGUUGAAAUACAAAGAAACCCCUCCUGAACAUUGGUGGAGUUUAGUAACGGUUAAUGUAAAUAAAUUUUUGAUUGAAAAAAUCCAAAGUGAAACAGUAAUAGUUUUCGCUAAAGAUGAUACGACUAAUGAAGAAAUAACACCUCCUCUGAAAGAAGAAGAAGGAAAUAAAGAAAUGGAAGGAAUUAAAUUACCAUGGGGUACAAAACAUUGGGAACUAUACAUCACGUAUGUAGUAUCACCAAUUGAAGUUUGGUGUCGCUUAUUUGGUGAAGAUUACGAUAAACAAUUUAUUAAAAUGAUUAAAGAAAUUCGCAUUACUAUGGCGAAGCAUCGUGCACAGAUUGCAACGACAGUUACAACUAAUCACAUUUAUCUUGCUUAUGAUAACCAGGAAGAAUGGCAUCGUGUUCGUGUGAUGGAAGUAAAUAAAACUGCAAAAACUGCUACAGUCUUUUAUAUUGACUAUGGUGAUACAGAGAAUUUACCAUUGACAGUACUACAUGAAUGUGAGCCAAGGUUCCUACAACUACCAGCACAAGCUAUCACCUUUACAUUAUUUGGUCUAGAAGACUUGUAUGGUAACCCAUUUGUCAUACAACCUCUGAAGAAGCAUAUGCCUGUUAAUAAAUCAGUUGUUGGUGAAGUGAUAACAAAUGAGGAAAGUUUUAAUUCCGAUACAAGUGCUGGUGGUAAAAUACAAGUUGCAGUAUUCGAUACAUCGUCUAAUAUCGAUAUCAAUUUGAAUGAAUUGAUUAUGAAUGAAGUUUGCUUAAAUUCUCCACUACCUUCUCUAAUAAUAAAUACUGUAGUAAAUGUUAUAAUAUCUCAUGUUACUACUGAUGGUGUCGUACAUUUUCGAAGGAAAGGUCCAGAGUCAAAUUAUGUUGAAAAACUGAUGUACCAACUUGUGGACUCAAAACUAGUGAUCGAUGGAACAAAUAAUGUUAGUAUUGAUGAUGUAAAAAGUGGCAAACUUAUUCUUGUAUGUGAUAAAAGCGAUUACGAAAUCAAUUGGUAUCGAGGCAAACUGGCAGAUAGUGAUGAUGUUAAUCUAAGAGUAGUAGAUGUCCCUGACAAUAAUAAGCAGAAAAGUGAUAAAGAAUUUGAUAUUGUCUAUGUUGACCAUGGAUUUAUCAAACGUAUACACAUAUCUGAUAUGUAUCCCUUGGACACAUUAAGUUCUGCACUAUAUAAUUUUCCACAACAGCGUUUGAAAGCUCGUUUACGGAAAAUACCAGCUAUUAGUAAAGAAGUUGUUGCACUUAUGCAUAAUCUAUUGCCAGAUUAUUGUGAUGCCAUGUUAAAAAUGAUUGGUUAUGAUGGUGAUAUGCCGCUUGUUAAGGCAUAUAGACGUAUUCCGCCACAUCCGCAUUUGGUAUCAAUUAAUCAUACAUUACGUGGGGAACAUGAAUUGGGAAAGUUUAUUGUAUCUGACUAUAACGAUUAUUCUUUUUUCCAAGAUGGUACCAAUCCUCAACCACGUUCACCUACAACAAAUAAUUUUAAAAAUAUGAAACCCGAUACAACCACAACUACAAUACCAACAUCAUCUAAACUAUAUUUAGAUGAUUUACCCUUAAUAGAAGAUUACAAAAACAUGCCAAAAAAAGGUGAAUAUUUAAACGUAGUUGGGUACGUAUGUGGAAGUCCAGCUAACUUUAUGGUUCAACCUUAUGAUGAUCGUAAACUUUUAAAAAAUCUGAUGGCUGAAUUAACAGUAUAUUGUAAAAGUACUGAUGACUUUGUACCAUUUAAUAAAAUUAAAAUUGGGCAAGCUUAUGCUGCAAAAAAUGAAGAGGGGGUUUAUUCUCGAGUGAUUGUUAAAGAUAUUAUAUCCAGCGAUAUAAUACAUAUUUUUUUCUGUGACUUUGGUGAUACAAUGACUGUAAACAAUGAAAAAUUGAAAUUUUUGCCGGCAAAGUUUCGUAAAUUACCAAAACUAGCUUUACAUUCAAGGAUCUGGAAUAUUGAACCAAAAGAUGGAGAGUACACCUACGACGAUUGUAUUACUUUUCGCAAAUUAACAGUUGGCAAAAAGUUUGCUGCCAGUGUCAAAAAAAUUGAAUAUGAUCAAAAUGGUAUACCAGGACCUUUCUUUCAUUUAGAUUUAGUUGAUACUUCAAGUGCAGUGGACUUACUUGUACGAGAUUUCUUAUGUUUUAAUUGUAAUGUGGUGUCGGGAAAUAUGGUUGAAGAAUAAAAGCAAUUAUUUACAUAGCCAUAAACAUAUAAAGUUAAAAU
This is a messenger RNA of Teleopsis dalmanni, 3863 nucleotides long. Its product is annotated as tudor domain-containing protein 7-like. Lineage: Eukaryota; Metazoa; Arthropoda; Insecta; Diptera; Diopsidae. The record is from RefSeq and is a predicted model, not a curated record. Bases 49 to 3822 code for a protein of 1257 amino acids. The transcript is spliced from 11 exons.